AUGGGUGUAUUUAGCGAAAAGGGAGAUGGUCUCAUGGCGCGGAUCGGUCACGGAGUGCAAGUUGGCUUGUCAUGGGUGCACGAACGGGAUGGACGAGUACCGUCAAACGCGAUUGACGCUGGCUGCGGCGUAUACAUUGGUCGAAUGAACCAAAAUGGCGAUCUACUCCCCGGCAAGGUCGUGCCUCGUCUCAACCAGGCUUAUUGCGCUUUUGGAGGGCGCGAACACUCACACCAUUCGUAUGAGGUGCUCUGCGACACCGCCGCUCACCGCACCAAUAAAUGCUGGGAGAACGCGAACAAUGGUCAUGUCCCGAAAAACGCCAUUGUGGCCGGCUUGGCGUCAGAUGGCUCACCACUGUAUGUUGCCCGUGCCCACAUAAAUGGAGAGCGAGUCGUUGGAAAGAUACACGGAGGACAUCACUGUGGAUAUUUCCCAUACGGAGGAGAAGAACAUAGUCUACACAGCUACGAAGUCCUUGUCUGGCGGGAAUUUUGAACCAUGCGGACGAGAAAUUUUGUUUUAUGUUUGAAAACGUGAUGUAUUUGCUACAUAUUUUUACAUCUCACUUUCCUUACUGCUCGAUUUUUGCCCGACAGAAUUGGAAGGCACCCGUUCGGACUAGGUCGAUUUUAUGCGAGCUGCUUAAGGGACUGAUUUGCACUUUAAGUGCACUUCUUUGAAGGUUCAAAGUUCGGAAACCGUCUAUUAGUGCACCACUG
This is a messenger RNA of Opisthorchis viverrini, 722 nucleotides long. RefSeq lists its product as hypothetical. NCBI's taxonomy places the organism in Eukaryota, Metazoa, Platyhelminthes, Trematoda, Opisthorchiida, Opisthorchiidae. The record is from RefSeq and is a predicted model, not a curated record. The coding region runs from base 1 to 498 and encodes 165 amino acids. The transcript has 4 exons.